Molecule: messenger RNA, 465 nt
Organism: Gigantopelta aegis
Lineage: Eukaryota; Metazoa; Mollusca; Gastropoda; Neomphalida; Peltospiridae
Product: NADH dehydrogenase [ubiquinone] 1 alpha subcomplex subunit 1-like
Exons: 3
Coding region: 57-287 (76 amino acids)
Source: RefSeq, a predicted model, not a curated record
UUACGAGCAUCAUACAAUUUGUUGUCAGUCGCUUCUGUAGGUUGGAAUUGGAAAUAAUGUGGUAUGAAAUAUUGCCCAGUGCUGGGAUAGUUUUUGCGUGUUUGUACGCACCACACGUCAUCAACUAUGGGUUGAACAGAAUAUUUAGAAAUGGCAAGACCGUUUGUCGGGACUGGGAAGCUGCUCAUAACAUGGACUGGCCAGUGUACCUGAGAGACAAGAGAAUAACAGGCAGCGAGUACAAGCCCAGGGGCCUGGAAUCCAUACCAGACAAAGUAGCAAAGUAGAACUGUUUUUGUUUGGACUACUAUAGUGUUUAUACUGUAUAUAUUUAACAUGAGACUGUCGAGACGAGUUGUAUAACAGCUGAACCGGCCGGUUUAUUUCCACCUGUUGGCCACUGAGUGUCCCGUGUGAUAGAUCUUCACAACAUCAAGUGUUUUCUAGUAAAUUGAUAUCCCAGUC